UAAAAACAGUUGACGUAGCUAUUGGUUUGGAAAGACUAGUCUGAUAGCAAACGUAAAGCCAAACAAAUUUUGUUUUUCAUUUAAAAUGUAUUAUCUUUCAUAUUUUUGAAAAACAAAUUUAUGUCUAAAAACUAAAAAAAAAACACAAUUAAUUACAAUUCAUGAGUACAAAUUAGAUACUUAGAAAACAGCUAAAUAUGCCGCUUCCCACAUACGAUGUGCUACUAGAGUCUACAGCAGUAGUCAGUACGGUUUUACAAUUUUUGUCUGGAGUAAUUAUAUGCCGUAAAUACAUACAAAAGAAAAGUACCGGCGAAUCAUCAGGACUACCUUUUAUUUGUGGAUUCCUUUCAACUUCAUUUUGGCUUCGUUAUGGUAUGCUCACUAAUGAACGUAGCGUUAUAUUGGUCAAUAUAAUUGGGUCCUUCCUUUUCCUAUGCUACACAAUGAUAUACUAUAUUUUCUCUGUAAACAAAAAGUCCUAUAUGCGACAAUUUGGCUUUGUAUUAUGCAUUUUGUUUAGUGUUUGGUACUAUACUAAUUUGGUUGAAAUCGAAGCGGAAAAAGUUCGUAUUAUGGGUCUGGUCUGCAGUAUUGUUACAGUGUGCUUUUUUGCAGCUCCUCUAACAAUGCUAAUUCAUGUGAUACGUGUAAAGAAUUCAGAAAGUUUACCCUUUGCACUGAUUGUAAUGACAUUUCUAGUGUCCAUACAGUGGGUCAUAUACGGUGUCGUCAUAUCAGAUACUUUUAUACAGAUACCAAAUUUUCUUGGAUGUUUACUUUCAAUGCUGCAACUUUGUCUAUUCGUUGUAUACCCACCUAAAACCUAUUCUGGCCAAGGCUAUCGCUUGGUUGACCAAGCUCCUAUAUUUUGAAAGCAAAAAUAUAGUUGGCAUCUAAAAUAUAUUAAUCGUCGUUGUAACGAUGAAACAAAUAAUUUUA
Molecule: messenger RNA, 942 nt
Organism: Bactrocera tryoni
Lineage: Eukaryota; Metazoa; Arthropoda; Insecta; Diptera; Tephritidae
Gene: slv
Product: sugar transporter SWEET1
Exons: 5
Coding region: 198-875 (225 amino acids)
Biological process (GO): carbohydrate transport
Cellular component (GO): membrane
Molecular function (GO): sugar transmembrane transporter activity
Source: RefSeq, a predicted model, not a curated record